Colletotrichum costaricense is the source of this 417-nucleotide messenger RNA. RefSeq lists its product as uncharacterized. The record is from RefSeq and is a predicted model, not a curated record. The transcript has 2 exons. The coding region runs from base 1 to 417 and encodes 138 amino acids. NCBI's taxonomy places the organism in Eukaryota, Fungi, Ascomycota, Sordariomycetes, Glomerellales, Glomerellaceae.
AUGCAUCGCCAUCGCCAUCGCCGUCACCAGCUUUGGAUCUGGGUCACCGGAACGCCUCUCCAGGCCGGUCGGGAUUGCACAUGGCGCUCUUGUCGACACGGCGGUUGUCUCUGGUUGGCUGAGAGCGGCAACGGCAAGGGUCGGGUGAUGGUGGGAGGCGCGGGAGGCUGCUGGUUUGCUUGCCCAGAUCUCGUAGCCGAUGCUGGGUAUCGAUCUCGGGGAUGCACUGUAUUCCAGCUUACCGCGGUAGGCUUGACCGACAGACCCAGGGUGGUGGUCAGUGGUGAUGGUAGGGAGGGCGUUCAGCUUGUACCCGGCCUGGCGCGUGCAUCGUCUUCAGACUUUCAGUCCUUUGGUGCGAUUGGCAUCUGGCACGCAUGGCAGGGGCGCCAGCUCGAGGUGCGACGCAGAAGCUGA